Molecule: messenger RNA, 9421 nt
Organism: Nilaparvata lugens (brown planthopper)
Lineage: Eukaryota; Metazoa; Arthropoda; Insecta; Hemiptera; Delphacidae
Product: SH2 domain-containing protein 3C
Exons: 7
Coding region: 349-2799 (816 amino acids)
Biological process (GO): positive regulation of peptidyl-serine phosphorylation; small GTPase-mediated signal transduction
Molecular function (GO): phosphotyrosine residue binding; guanyl-nucleotide exchange factor activity
Source: RefSeq, a predicted model, not a curated record
CGGUCUGCGGAUCAAUACGCGGCAGCCUCGCCUACUCCCUGCUGUGGCCGUGGCGACUCGUUCAGCGCUCAGCGGCAGACGGCAGUCGUGCUUGGAUCGUGGCGUGGCUGGGAUCGGGGUGAAGUGUUGGUCUUUCUGUGUGUGUUGUCAGUGUCGGCCAAGUGCCACAGUGCCUAGGCAUGUCCUCCUCCUCAGAUUCCCGCCUGGCUCCUUUCACAGAAUGAUGCUUCUUCAACCAACCGCCCGAGAUUGCGGCUCGAUAGCACGAAUUCUUGGAAUACUACUCCUCCAGAGCCGAUUCGAUCAUAGUGUCAACGGAGUUUAGUGGAGAGCCUAUGCAACAUCGAAAUGGAGGCGACAACGGAGGAGCCAGGCCAACUACGAAAGGCACUGGAGUGGGAGCUGAGUCUGGACUCGCGCGACCUGCGCUCGCACGCCUGGUACCACGGCGCGAUUCCGCGGCUGCGCGCCGAACAGAUUGUGGCGCGCGACGGCGACUUCCUAGUCAGGGACUGCGCCUCGCAACCCGGCGACUAUGUGCUCACCUGUCGCACCAACACACAGUGUCUGCACUUUGUCAUCAACAAGGUGGUUAUAAGGCCGGACACUGUAUAUGAAAGAGUACAAUACCAAUUCGAGGAUGAUGCUUAUGACACAGUUCCAGAUCUCAUAACAUACUACGUUGGUAGUGGUAAACCGAUCUCGGUUAUGUCAGGAGCCAAAAUAUGGAAUCCACGGAACAGAAUGUAUCCGCUGUCAUUCUAUGCAAGCAAGUACUCGAUGCAGAUGCAGAUGCAAGGGGGUGGAGGCGGUGGUGGAGGCGGCGGAAGUGGCAGGAGUUCGCAGUCAGUGUCGCCACUGGCCUCUCCACUGGCAGGCACGCUUCGCAGCAUGCCAACGCAACACAGUCCGGCGCACUCGCCGCCCAGAUCAAAGCGCGACGUUCCUCCUCGACUUCCAAGCAAAAAGCAGCGAAGUCAGUCUCUCACACCUUCUGAGGCGAAUGGCCGCACUCCUCUCCCCAACAUUCACCGGAACUCUGUCGAUGACAGGAGUAACAGUGCUGAUGGUGUUAUCUCUUCUGAGCCUCUUGCCGAACCCCUCACAUGCACUACAUUCGUUUUAAAUGGAAGUAAGUUCUCCACAAACUCUCUACCAAGAGGGUCUGGGAUCUCUUCCACCAAAUCAUCAGGCACAAUUUGUCCUGGUGGUGCUACCAUGCCCAGAGGUUCCAAAAUUGUUAGAGUUACUAGUGAUCCAGCUUUAAGUCCUUGCCUAGAAAGAAGAAGGUUCGGAGUCAAUGAUUCUCCUAGUGGGCAACAGAGUGGCGAGACUCAGGAAAACGACUCCAAUGAACGCCCACCGCCAAAGCCAAGCCGGCUACCUGGACUUAUACGAUCUACAUCAAGAGAGUCAAGCCGAUCUACUUCUGCUGAAGAUAACAGGCCUGACAGUCAGCAAGGAGACAACACACCAUACCCUGCUGGAACUUUCCAGAGAGUUGUCUCCUAUCAUGCUUCAGGAAGUGAUUCAGGGAAUGGGUCAGGCGACUCUGUGCAAAGCUCAGCUGCAGGUGAUGGCUCCGAAUCAACCACUAUGCCACCUCGAAUAGCAGGAGUUGUGAUAAAAAAUCCAAGAUUUUACCACCAAUCAUCACCUCAAGGUAUUCCUGCAUCUUGCUCGUCAUCAACCUUGAAAGCUUUCGACUACGACUCAGCAAUUGAGGACGUAUCCCUAUCGACUGAAAUACCUGAAAUUGAAACGCACACCAUGUUUGAUCUGGAAAAUUUUCAAACACUUUUGCUUCCAACACUCGAAAACAAGCCCCUCGAUGCUACAGCAUUGAAAGGUGUUAAAAUGAUGCUACAAGAAACUGGUUCCAGAAUACUUGCCAAUCACCUCACAAGAAUAGACUUGGAGUUGACGAUAGGUAGUGCGGACAGUAGCGCAAAAUUCUGGAAUGGAAAUCCUGGUUUGCGGAUAACAUCUGGAGUGGAAAUUCUAUCACUACCUUUGGGUCAUCAAUUCCGAUUGGAUCUAAUAGAAAGGGUUCGUUGUUUGAAGCUGUUGGUAGCUGUGACGAUUCUCACAUGCAACACAGAGAGUGAACGAGCUGAAGCCCUGAACAAGUGGAUACAAGUGGCUAUUGACACCAAGACUGCUCUGGGCAACCUGUUUGGCUUCAGCAGCAUAAUGCUAGGUCUUUGUAUGCCUCAAAUCCAGAGGCUCACGUCAACUUGGCAUAUUUUGCGGCAGAAGUUCACUGACAGUGCUUUCAACUUUGAAGCGAAGCUAAGACCUACGUUGAAAAGCAUGAACGAAAGUACAAAUCCACAGGCUCCUAAUACUACCAUUCCACACAUCUUACCUUACAUACUUCUACAAGAGAGAUCUUUGGAGGAUAUCCUUAGCACAGAUACGAGCAGCAAGUCGAGUCUGGAGUUGAGCUGCCUGACGCCAUGGGAGACGACAGCGGCGGACGCGGGUCUGAGCACAUUACUGCUGCACGUGGAGGCGGCACGCAAGUUCAGCAGCUCGAUCGCCAUGCUCAGGCGCAACGCACAGAUUGUGCUGGGCGACUCCAAGGUGGACGACCUAUUGCUCGACAUGUUCCGCACCGAGUUCCAGCUCAAGUUCCUGUGGGGCAGUCGCGGCGCCGCCGUCGCCUCCACCGAGCGGCACCACAAGUUCGAGCAAGUGCUCACCGUCAUGUCACUCAAAUGCGAGCAAGCCACUGCGCCGGCGCAGCCCAGCCCGGCGUCACAGCCCUACAACGCCGCCAUAGGAACCAGUGUUUGAACGCUCAAUUCACCUGAAAGUCAUUACGUUUCGAUGCGUGUAGACUUGAAAGCCACAAGCAUGUGCAGUACAGUUUUCAUCAGCUGAUACUAUUGGUAUCUUACUGUUACUGUACAAAUACAGGUAUAUACGCUUAGCAACAGCUGAUGAGUAGUGAAAUACGCGUGUUUGUGACGCUCAAAUCUGUACGCACCUUUUUGAUAAUAUUGUCGAUACCGGUACCAUCCUCUUCAAAACUGACUUGAAGGCACACUAUAUUAUAGUAGUUUUGAAGUGGUAAUAAUAACCAAUAAUCAAUAAGGUAUGUUACUUCAGUUUCGUUCCAUAACAAUGUUUAAGGAGCCUCGAAUCUUUUAACAUGCAAAAUAUUUCAACUUUGUAUUUACCAUUUAUAUUGCGUUCUCACAAAAUUGAGAAUUAUUCCUUUUGAAAAUCUUGUCUUCCGUGCAGUAAUAUUACAGAAGUUUGGUGUUAUUUGAGGUAAUGGCAUAGAUGUCCAUUAUUUUGAUGUUGGUGACUGCCUACUGUUGCUAACUUCUGCUAUGAUAAUAAUUUGCAAAUAAUUCAUUUUUAUUGAUUACCGUUCUCCUUUUGCUUCUCAUAAUUUGUAGAUAAUGUUUGAGCAUAUUUUUAUUGACGGAAAAAAUAGCAUUUAGUACACCCGUGUAGGCCUACCAGUAUACUGGAAACUUACACCACAGUUUCUUAUUACAGCCAGUGUCUUUAAACUAGUAGUUCUGUGAACAGUAGACCUCGCGCUCAGUAAGUUACAUUGAUCUGUUGUUAUGUUUUCUCAAAAAUUAAUAAAUAAUUUAUCAAUUUAAGAUGUCUAGAAAAAAUCCUAAAUAAAUAUAGAGCUUUCUGUCCUAUCGUACCGUGACGUGUCGUCCCGGAAUGUGAUUGUGAGCGCUGUUAUCAGGUCUGGCUGCAACUGUCUACAACGUUGUAAAGAUACAAUUUCCAAGAUGUUCGAUGUUUUUGAACGGAUAGUACUGUAUUAUAGUCAAAUGUCUACUAACGUUGAUGGAAAGAUAAAUUUUCAAGAUGUUUGAUGUAUUUGAACGGGUAGUAUUAUAGUCCACUAGACAACUGAUUUAUGAUGAAUAAUUCUAUAGUCUGAUUUUUACGGUAAUAUUGGCGUAUGAAGGAGGCUCCUUUUUCCAUUUAUAUUAUCCUUGAAAUGCAAAAUUUCCAAAAACCUUGUAUAUACGUCGACGCGCAAUUUAAAAAGGAACAUACCUAUCAAAUUUCAUGAAAAUCUAUUACCGCGUUUCGCCGUAAAUGCGCAACAUAUAAACAUUUAAACAUUAAGAGAAAUGCCAAACCGUCGACUUGAAUCAUAGACCUCACUUCGCUCGGUCAAUGAGCACCACAAUGAAUCAAUAAGCAUAUGAAAAUUUCAUACCUAUGAAAAUGAUCCAAAAAAGAUCCACUACAACUAGUAACCGUUGAACAUGGAACCUGAAAUACAAACAUAAUAAUAUCAUGACCAGCAUGUAUUGAUGUUGGUACCUAAACAGCACAAACAAGUUGAAAAUCAAUUGGAAGCACAAUUUUCCCUCAAUAAUAAUAAUGUUGUUUUGAGAUGUUCGUAUUUUUCAUGUAUGAUAAUUCAGGCUGUGAUACUUUGGAUUAUAUUCAUGAAAGUUCUCUUUAUUGGCUUCAGCCAAUCAUGACAUUCUCAAGUGCGAUGUAAUAUGAUUAGGAAACUAGUUGUAUUUUUGAAAUAUCAGUAAAACGGUACCGGUACCGUUAGCCUUUUCAAUUAAAAAAGUAUUAAGCAUCUCUAUGAAAAUGAAGAAUAUGGAACAACUAAUUAUACUAAUACAAUAUGUAUCUACUUGAAAGAAAUAACAUAUAAUUAGCUAACAUUCCAGAUACGGUAUCGUAUACAGUACCUAUAUAGUUUUUAAUCUGGAGCAAUACUCAGGGAAAUAACCCCGCAUCAUUUUGAACAUUUUGAUGGUUACUGAACGUAACAUAACGAUUAGCUGUAUGAAUUUUUACAAUAGUACUUUUUAUGGUCAUAUUCUUUUGUGAAUUAUAUAUUUCGUUAUUUCUUCUUUGGCAUCUUUAUUAUAAACUAAUGCUCAUUACUUACUACUGCUAAAAUAUAAUCUAAAAAUCAUACAUUAUUUGCCAAGAUCUUGAAUAUAAAGGAGUGGAACAUUUUGUUAGCUUUACUAUGUGAUUUCGGGCUCUGCCAUUUUUGAGCAACCUUGAUAUUAUGAAUUUAGAACAUUGUUAGGUACACUAACUUCAACAAGAACAGCAGUGGAAGCUUGUUAACCUGAAAAUUGAAUUGAUAGAUAUUAAACUCUUCAAAAUAUAAAUGUGUUUUUCUAAUAUUUUACAGUAUCAACAGUGGAAUAAAUACUGGAUGUAAUGUAUAUAGCCUAAUACUGGAUGAGUUGUAUUUGAAAAUGCACGAUUUGUUAUCGUAUAAGGAGAAUGUAGAAAAGAAGAUGUACAUAAGUAUCUGCUAUUGUAUUUUUAAUUUGUAGUUGAUUAGUUUGAUAAUCUUUCCUUCUUGACAUCGAGAGGAAUUAGUCUAACAUUUAUAAGCUUGUGUAUUCUAGUCAAUUAAUAAUUUUAACUUCUAUGCAGCAAUUCGUUUUUUAUUAUCACUCAAAAUAUUUUAAAAUCAAUUAUAAGAUUUGUUCAAGAAAAUUUUCUAUAUUUGUCUAGUAAUUUAUUUUCUUUUAAUUAUUCUUCAUAUGCUCAUGCAUACAAAUAUUUCAUUUUCAAUUCCUUAGUGUGUCAACUAUGUAAGAAAAAAGUGAAAAUAUUAUCGUAUUGAGAUACUAAAGGAAAAUCUAGGAAUUCGUAGAAUAUUAUUUACAAAUCUGAAAUGAAAUGAAAAUGCCAGAUCCUUUCUGUAACCCAUUCAGUGUCGACCACUAUUCGAAUUUAUAUUGAUUUUCUUCGUUGGCUUUAUAAUAUAUGCUGUAACAUAAUAUUGGAAUGAAGUCGAUAGAUUCGUAACCUAAAGAUUGCAGGAAAUUUUUUUCAGAAGUUCGUCAUUCAAGAAACAUUCAAUGUUGCAAAUAUGCAAAUUAAUCGAGGUGGUAAUGUAAAUACGGUUGUUCAGCUUUUAUUAUUCUAUGAGCUGAAUUAUUACUAAAGUAAAAAAUAUGACAGUAUGGACUCACAUUAAGAGUAUUUACAAAGCUUUUUAUAAAAGUUAUGACUAAUAAUUGGAUGUGAAGCUAAACUGAAUAAGUAGUCUGACUCUGAGUUGAUCGAUUCUCAACAGUGAAUAAUCCAGAUCAUUGAGCAUUUUAAUUAAUUUUAUGAAAAUAACUGAAAUUACCUAUUUGAAUAUUCCAAUAUAGCGAAUUACCUACUAGAUUCCGUUGGGAUACACGUACAAUACACACUGAUAAAAAUUUAUGAAAUAAAUUUCUUGGCUGUGCAAUCAAUUUUAUAGAAUAUUUUCUCUUACAAUACCAUAUAGAUCCUUCUAUUUCAAGUCUUGAUUACCGUACUUUAUAAAAAAACACCUAUUCUAUCAUAUUGACAUUAUUGUAUCUCAGUAAUUCAAACACCCUGACAUUCAAUCUGAUCAUUACUGUCAUCAAUAAUUCAAGUUCAAAAUAUGAUGAGACUAGAUAACUAUAAUAUUAGAAUAUUAUGCUCGUGCUGUUAAAUGAAGAGAAACAUAAUAAUUGAUUAGAAAUAAUAGAUUUGUCUACCAAAUCCUUAUUGAUGCACGUAUAACGGUAAUCAUCUAGAUUUUAUCGCUUAUUUAGAAAUUUUCUUUCCUAUUAUUCAGGAGUUAUUAUGUAAUAAUUGAUAUUAUUAUAUUAUUCAAUAUUUCAAUUGUGAUUUUUAUAAUAUAACUGUGAUUGGUGACUAUUCAUUUUGUAAAUAUGUGAAAUACGUACAUUAUUGUAUAGAACUUUGUAGUAGAUAAUUGUGCAAUGAAUGAAGACUGCCAGAUACUGUGUCUUUGAAUAAAUUAAUAUAAAAGUACGGUAGUAGUUGAUUGUGUAUUUCAAAUAUUGAUUCACAUACGCAUUCCAGACUGAAAUAUAUCAUUUAUUUUUUUUGUUUGAUUCCAAAUAAUUUCUAUGAAUUGUUAUUGUAAAAAUGUAAUAUUUUAAUAUUUCUAGAAUUUGUAGUUUAUUACAAUUUUCAAGUAGCCUAAUAUUUUCAGAUUUUCAGUAACAGUUAUAUUUAGUUACUCAUCAUUGUCGAUUUUCAUUGUGUACUCGUAUCAAGAAGUACUUCAUAGAUUAUAUUUAAAACAACUCAAAGGUGUUAUAAAAAUCAGAUUGCCAGAUUAUUUCUGAUAAAAAUUUUCAUAGUUUCAUUGAUAGCAAUUUGAACAUCAACGAAUUAUUAUAAAACUUACAAACGAUUUUUUAAGCUUAACUUACUGCUUGCGGGCAAUCAGAGUGAUCACAAAUAAAUAACAGAGAUGUACUAUACAGCGGAAGUUGAUUUGAAAUUAAAUUUAACUUAUACUUCAAUAUACAUUCAAUUUAUGUAUGCCAGGUGCUAGAUAAUAGAGCUAUAUAGUAAAAUUUACUGCAAAAAUUGCAAUUAUUGAAAAGAGGUUAGAUUUUCAUUUUUUUAUUGUAAUGAAAGAAGCGGAAUAGAUCUAAGGUUGUGCUAAUUUCGUUGAUCAUUGAGUCAAACAAUUUUUUAGCGAUGAAAUAUAUGUCAUAACUGAGAUGCAUUGAUAUAAAAGUUCAGUAUCGAUUAAAAUAAUAUAAUAAGCAGGGCUGAUAAGAUAAUGUAAUAAUAACUAAUAAAAUAUUUUAUUAUUUUCGAGUUAUUACUGUGAUCAUCAAAAUAUAUUCUAUUUUUUUUACUUCUUAUUGGAAUUGAACGGUAAUGUUUUACAUCACUUUUUCAAUGACACUUAAAAUGUUGAUUUUGAACCUUUUAAAAGAAUGAAUCAUGUCAAGUGUCAAUAUAAUGACUUUCACGUGAAUAUUUAUAUCAAGAAGACUAUUUAGAGCUUGAUUCGUAUACCCAAAGUAUUGGAAUUUCAUGUUUUAGGGAUUUCAUUUUUAAUCUGUUCUUCCAACAUUUUUUGAGGUUUAUCGAACUGUAGGUAGCCUAUUAUAUAUAUAUAAAUAUAUAUCAGCAAUAUUACCUAUAAUAAUACAUUGUUAGAAUUACUGUCUUCUUUCAUAGAUAGCAUGUAUUAAAUGAAUAAAAUUAUACUAAUUCCGAUAUUUAUAAUUUCUUAGGGGAUAUUCCAAACUCAUUUCAAGGGAGAGUGGAUGAUACAAUGAAAUAUUUCAAAUACAAAUGUAGAUAGCCAAUAACAGAUUAGGAUGAAUACGAGAUAAAUGGGACCAUUUGAGGAUGAUCGAAUGAUCCAAAUAUGAUACUACUUUCUGCUUACUAAUGUGUAAGUUGAUAAUAAAAAUAUAGAAUUUAGAGAUUAUUGGUUUUUUCCUAAAGUAGUAUAAGAAGUAAUUUUGGUGACUCACUGUUUCAGGAACAUCAUUAACCGCCAAUAGCGGCCAUGCAUAGAGGAAAUUAUCAUUACUCUUUUAGGGAAAAAUAUCAAAUAUCAUUCACCUACUUCACAUUGCAAUUUCUCCCCACUUCUAUCAGUCCUGUUCCCUUACAAUCUAACAUUGACAAUAUUAUUGUCGUCCAUAUGAAAUGUCCUUUCAAGUUUUCUGGGCUAAUAUACCAAAAGUGUACGGUACCAUUAAUUUCUAGAAUUUUAUCCUCAUGUUUGUGAAUCUGGUAACAACUAUAUAUAUAACAUGAGAAAUUGCAGGCCUUCAACCAUUAACAUAUGUAAUGAGCUAAAAAGUCUUCUUAUUUCAAUCCUAAUAAGACCCCGAACCAAAAUAUUUAGACUAAUUAUUGUAAUCAACUCAAUUUUGAAACAUAAAAAAUAGUGAGGACUGGAAAUUCUCAAGAUACUCUCAAAGCUUGAACUAUCAACAAUAACUCACAGUUGAAAUAACAAAAUUAAUAACUCUGUUCAAAAUAUGAUAUUGAUGCCACAGAUCAAACACAACAAAAAUAUGAUUCUUUGAAAAUUCUUAAAUUCUUAGAAAUCCCAAACUACGCUUCGAAAAUGAUGAAAUCACCCAAAACAGUAACACAUCUUAGCCUAACCACAGAGAAAAGAAGCACUACUUCUGGUAUGCUUAUUCCGUGACCUAACUCAUUUCGAUGUAGCCUAAAUUACGAAAACUCAUAAUUAUAAUAAAAACUUUGAAAAUAAUGUUAAUUCCAUGCAUUCCAGCUGAAUCGUUCUGUAGUUGGUUGCAAUUUAGCAUCAUUUUGCAACCGUAAGAUGAUAUCAUAAUUCAAUAGAAAAAUACUUGAUGAAUUAACAGUUUCACGUAAGUAUUAUAAUUUAUUCACUUUUUGUACUAAGUGGGAAAAUCUACUGCCUAAUAGACGAGGUUGUGUACUUAUAAAAAAUUGUAAAAUUGAACUGCUUAUAAUAUUAAAUAUAUAUAAUAAAAUAAUUCAUAAAUACAAUAAAACAUUGUUCAACAGCAUGAAUAAUAAAAUAAUCUUUGAAAUAGUGUUAUGAAUAGCUUAAUAAUUAUAUACUUUUUGUAGCAAGUACGUUUUAUAAUAAUGAACCUUGUCAUUUGAUGUCUAAAAAUAUAAAUAUAUAAUUGAUUGUUGA